Messenger RNA from Lacerta agilis (Sand lizard), 1669 nucleotides. It is a transcript of the gene TOR2A, whose product is annotated as torsin family 2 member A. The record is from RefSeq and is a predicted model, not a curated record. Lineage: Eukaryota; Metazoa; Chordata; Lepidosauria; Squamata; Lacertidae. Bases 33 to 1007 code for a protein of 324 amino acids. Gene Ontology annotation, molecular function: ATP binding; ATP hydrolysis activity. Gene Ontology annotation, cellular component: endoplasmic reticulum lumen; nuclear envelope; endoplasmic reticulum. The transcript has 5 exons.
CGGCGGCAGACGCGUGACUCCCGGCAAGCGCUAUGGAGUGGGGAGGGGCGCUCUUCGCGCUGCCCUUCUGGCUCCUCCUCCACCUCCACCCUCUGCUGGGGUUGGUGGGCUCGAGCGUCCCUUGGGAUCUGAGCUCCUGGCACUGCAGCUUCUCGGGCUCUUGCGAGUGCGACUUCCGGCCCGACCUGGCAGGUCUAGAAUGCGACUUGGCCCUGAACCUGGUCGGGCAGCACUUGGCAAGGCAGCUUCUCAUGAAAGGCCUGAGGGGGUUUGUGCACAACCACAGUCCUGAGAAGCCUCUGGUGAUGUCCUUCCACGGCUCAACAGGCACAGGGAAAACCUUCGUUGGAUCUCUGCUGGUCAGCUACCUCUUUUGCGCUGGGUUUCACAGCCCAUACGUCCACCACUUCUCCCCAGUAGUUCACUUCCCCCAUGCAGAACACGUCGAGCAGUACAAGAACGAUCUGAAGAACUGGAUCCAGGGGAAUCUGACACGCUGUGGUCGAUCACUGUUUCUCUUUGACGAUAUGGACAAGAUGCACCCAGGCUUGGUCGAUGUGAUCAUCCCAUUCUUGGGACCUUCCUGGGUUGUGUUUGGAACAAACUACAGGAAAGCCAUCUUCAUUUUUAUUAGCAAUGCUGGUGGGGAGCAGAUAAACCAAAUGACCUUGGACCUCUGGCGGGCCCAUAAAGACCGUGAGGAGAUCAGCCUCAAGGAUCUGGAAGCAUCAGUUUUGAAAGCUGCUUUUGAAAACCCCCAAAAUGGAUUUUGGAAGUCUGGGAUAAUCGAUCAGCACCUUAUUGACUUCCUCGUGCCUUUCUUGCCUUUGAAGCAGCACCAUGUGAAACUGUGUGUGGCCAAUGAGCUCACCAGCCUAGACCUAGAGCCACAGCCAGAUGUCAUCCAGGCAGUUGCUGACAGCAUCCCUUACUUUCCAGCAGAGGAGAAAGUGUUCUCAGCCACAGGCUGCAAAACAGUGGCUUCACGUGUCUCUUUCUUCCUUUGAUCGCUCCAGAUUCUGGUCACUUGCCUGCAAAGACUUUGCUGGAAACAAUUUUGGGGUUUUAAAAGCUCAGCGCAAAGACUGCCUCACCAUUUAUCCUGAUUGGCUUUAGGAUCAAGGAAGAGACUUUCCAGAGCAUAGGCUCAAACAGCAAUGCUGACUUGACCAGGAAACCAAAGAGCACUUUAUACUUUGCCCUGAACUUUGUGCUGUAGACUCUUGAGAACAAAGGAAUAGAGUCUGUGAUUUAUUGGGAGGGAAUCAUAACACUAUCUUAUAUAGACUUUUAGAUUCCCUAAUACAGCACAAUUUGAUCAGUUUUCUUUGGAAUCUAAAAAUCUUACCUCUUGUACCAUUUUAAGACACACUGUGAUUGUAUCAAUGUGCCAGAAGCCGCAGUCCUACUAGAAGCAUCUUUAAAUAUACAGUAUAGGCUAAAAUGCUGUAGAAAGAUCCAUCUCAUCUGAACUGAUCCAUACAGGAUUGAUUUGCUUCAUUGUGAUUACGUGCAGACUAUGGCAAUAUAAGUGACACCAGGCACUGUUGGCAAUGGGGCUGUGGGGAGAGAUGUUCUUCCAGUGCCUCCUUUUGUACACAAGAACAAACUGGAUUUCCCCUCAAAAGUGCCUGAGAAGCCCACAGGUAAAUAAAACAGCUGAAGUAUU